AUGUCUGGUCGUCAGCAGCCUGGAUCUGCCUGUGAGGAGUGUCGUAAGAGGAAGCUUCGCUGCGACCGGAAAAGACCGCAAUGUGGCACCUGCGCCGACACUGGGACCCUAUGCCAGAUCAAUGACCGCCGCCAACGCCGGGGGCCCCGCAAGGGUUCUAUCAAUGCGUUAAGGAGACGAAUUGUGGUGUCGGAACAGCCCUCUGACCUGGAGGACCUGAUGUCGAUCAAUGGGCCUGAUGUCGACAUGAACGAAACACGAGGACUUGGGGAGAGUACGACAACAGACGAGGAUACGGUUGUAGGGCAGCCUCGAGACGACUGUAUGCAAGACACGGCGGGAACGCAAAAUGAAUUGUCGCACACCCACAUACCGCCCGACUUUUCGUCCAUCCACCACUUGCCGUAUCCAUCAUCGGGGGCAUCGAUGUUGACAGACCUGAUGAAGUGGGAUUUAGUCCAACUAUACUUCGACCGAGUCCAUCCCGUUGUCCCAAUCCUCAGCCAGUCCCGGACAUACGGAUGGAGUCAGGACCCCAACACCAUGAACCAGUACCAGCGAUGUUUGCAAUACGCCAUGUGGACAUUGGCCAUGGCCCGGUCCACCCAGUUCGACCAGAUGGGCGACAUACUGUACGCAGAGACUCGCGCGAUGCUGGAUGCGCUGGACCUCGCGGACAGUGAUAUGGGAGCCGGCCAUGUGGAGCAGGCGCAGGCCUGGAUUUUAUUGACGUUGUACGAGUUCUCUCGCACGAACUACCGCCGUGGUUGGGUCAGUGCCGGUCGGGUGUUCCGCCACGUGCAGCUGUUGCAGUUGUAUGACCUUGAUAGUCUGGAGGCCCCAGGGGCUGAAGAGGAUACUAUUGAUAUGGAGGAAAAGAGGCGGACAUUCUGGGUGGCGUACUGUCUCGAUCGCUUCGUCAGCAUCAGCAACGGUUCGCCGCUGACGCUGAACGAAGAAGUUAUCUGCACCCGCCUCCCCUGCUCCGAAGCAGAAUUCCAAAACGGCACCCCGCGCCCGGAAUGCUUCCUCUCACAAGCCAUGGCUAGCAGUGACCCGCACUCCCUCUCCCCGCUGGCCGAAUGCACCGUGUUGGUGACCAUCUGCGGCCGCGCCAUGGCGCACCACCGCGUCUCAACCGUCGAGCGCGUCUACAGCAACAUGCCUCUGGACUUCUGGGCGUGCCACGAAUGGCUGCACAGCAUGCUGGUUAAACGCAUCAAGAACCUCACCGCGAUGUACCCCUCGUUUGCCGUCGUCGUCGAUCCCAUGGCCAUCUUCGCGUGCAUGGUGGCCCAGGCCGCCAUUAUCUACCUAUGCACUAUCAUAGAAGCCCUUACAGAGGACGAGGACGAGGCCUGGGCCGAGUCCACACCCGUGACUGUCUCGGUCCCUGUGUCGACGUACCAGGAGCGAGGUCUGCAGGCUGCGAGGGAAAUUGUGAGGUUGGCGCGUGAGCAUGAGCGGCUUGGUUAUUUCAAGGCCCAUUUCUUUCUGCCGCUGACGCUGUUCCUGAGUGCCAAAUGGUUGGCGACGCAUAGUGAUCGGCGCAAGGUCGAGAGAUCGUCCUCGGAGACUGACACGGAGGCAUUGCAGGCUUUGUUGAAUAUACUGAGGAAGAUGGAGGGGAUGAAUAACCUGGCUGCGCAUCAUUUAUCAAUUCUGCAAGGGUUUAGAAGCAGGUGA
Aspergillus clavatus NRRL 1 is the source of this 1686-nucleotide messenger RNA. RefSeq names its product Zn(II)2Cys6 transcription factor. NCBI's taxonomy places the organism in Eukaryota, Fungi, Ascomycota, Eurotiomycetes, Eurotiales, Aspergillaceae. The coding region runs from base 1 to 1686 and encodes 561 amino acids. Gene Ontology annotation, biological process: regulation of DNA-templated transcription; DNA-templated transcription. Gene Ontology annotation, cellular component: nucleus. The record is from RefSeq and is a predicted model, not a curated record. Gene Ontology annotation, molecular function: DNA binding; DNA-binding transcription factor activity, RNA polymerase II-specific; zinc ion binding. The transcript has 4 exons.